AUGUUUGGCAAUCAACUUGGUAACUCCUGCUUUAGCGUCAACUUUGCCCGUGACUUUUCUGCCUCCACCCGAGUCUACCUUGUGGAGUCGCCUCCGACCGCCCCCGAGCACCCGAAGGUGCAAUUCUUCACCGAUGCCAACUGCCGAUCGGCUUCGUACUCGAUCAACUUGGAGAGCGAUGAUGAGUUUGCCUGCGUGACCAACGCGAGCCUUCCCUAUUCCUUUGGCUUUGUUCACCUUGGCAACGACAAGGUUGCUCUGCUGGGCGAGUGCAACUCGAACUGCAACAACUGCGAAUUCAACGCCAUUGGCAGCUUCGACCAGUGCCAAACCGCUCAAGGAAAGUACUUUGUGGUUGCAAAGAAGAGCGCUGCUGGCCUUCUCCAAGUCCCCACUCUCGCCAUGAUGUCUGCGUUUUUGGUUGCCAUGUUCAUGUCGAAGAUGUUCUAAAAUCCUCGGCAUCGAUGCGUGCAUGCAUGCAUGGGGCUUCGUGUAUUUUGCAUUGUCUCUGUUUCUGCUUGGGUCGUGAUCCAAGCAGGUGUGUCCAAACACAGCUCCAAUACAGUACUGUACAUUCGGCUGUUUUCUG
Molecule: messenger RNA, 589 nt
Organism: Capsaspora owczarzaki ATCC 30864
Lineage: Eukaryota; Filasterea; Ministeriida; Capsasporidae
Exons: 2
Coding region: 1-450 (149 amino acids)
Source: RefSeq, a predicted model, not a curated record